Molecule: messenger RNA, 722 nt
Organism: Triticum aestivum (bread wheat)
Lineage: Eukaryota; Viridiplantae; Streptophyta; Magnoliopsida; Poales; Poaceae
Product: RING-H2 finger protein ATL39-like
Exons: 1
Coding region: 44-493 (149 amino acids)
Source: RefSeq, a predicted model, not a curated record
CUCACGCCCAUUCCAAGCUCGGCUCCUAGCUAGGCUAAGCGGCAUGCGUUUCGCCAUGUCGCCCGACAGCCUCCUCCUCUUCUACGCCGCCGCGGCGGCCGUCACCGCCGCCUUCGGCCUCUUCUCGCUGUACAAGCACCUCGUGCGCCAACGGCGGCACCACCCCAGCGCGGACGCACCGGACGGGGACAUGGAGGAGCGCCGGCCGCUCGCGGUGACCACGGUGGCGUCCAGCAUUCUCCCGCCGUUCAUGUACAACCGGCUCGUCCGGCACAGCGGCAAGGGCGACGACGCGGGCUCGACGGAGUGCGCGGUCUGCCUCGGCGCCAUCCGGGUCGGCGCCAUGGCCAAGCUGCUGCCGGCGUGCGCCCACGUGUACCACGUCGAGUGCAUCGACCUGUGGCUCGCCGCGCACUCGACGUGCCCUCUCUGCCGGUGCACGGUCGGCGGUGAUCGCUCGGCUCAGGACCUUGCUUGCCUCUCACCUGCAUAGAUUGAUCGACCAUCACAUCCGCAAGAGAUAUCUCUGUACAGCUUUUUUCUGAACUUCGAGAUAAAACCUGCAUGUAUGCCGGUGUAUAUAUAUAGUGUGAACUGUAGACUCGUGUGUUUCACUUGGAGUUGCAUCUCAGCCAUCAGGAUCCCAUGAAGGCAUGAAUUGAUUGCCAAAUUGUACACUUCCAAUGUCAACAUGUGAGACCCAAAUAUUUCAAGUCGACGCA